Molecule: messenger RNA, 1263 nt
Organism: Spodoptera frugiperda (fall armyworm)
Lineage: Eukaryota; Metazoa; Arthropoda; Insecta; Lepidoptera; Noctuidae
Gene: c12.1
Product: protein CWC15 homolog
Exons: 4
Coding region: 245-898 (217 amino acids)
Biological process (GO): mRNA cis splicing, via spliceosome
Cellular component (GO): catalytic step 2 spliceosome
Molecular function (GO): RNA binding
Source: RefSeq, a predicted model, not a curated record
UCUAUGAUUGUAAAAGGUAUGCCAUUUCAUUCGUAUCUAUGCCAAAAUUGUAAUCAGUAAUAGAAAAAACCACGAAAAAAGCCCAAGCACACUGUUUAUCUUAUGCUUUCCUUUCUUUUCUUUUAUAAUUUACAAAGAGUGUAACGUGUAUGGGAAAUAAGUUGUGACAAAUUAAGUGUUCGGUGUCAGUGUAGUUUUAAUAGUUGUUCAAACUUAAACCUAGUUUAUUCCUGUAUAUUAAAAUAUGACGACUGCAGCGAGGCCUACUUUUGAUCCAGCUCGAGGAGGAACAGGAAGGGGUGAAAAGGAUCUUAGUGCAAUAUCUCGUCAAUAUUCUAGUAGAGAUCUUCCUGGCCACACUAAACUGAAGUACAGGGAACAAGGUCAAGGUACCACAGAUGAAUUACGUUCAAGAGACUUCCGUAAGGAGUUAGAUGAAAGAGAGAAAGAAGUGAAAGGUUCCAGUACAAGAAGACCUGUAGAGCCUCCCACUAAAAGACCUAAAGUUGACCAGGUUCCAGCAGCCAGCUUAGAUGCUGAUGAUCCUCUUGAAGGAGACUCUUCUGACUCUGAUGACUCUGAUGAUGACACUGCAGCUUUGCUAGCAGAGUUGAACAAAAUUAAAAAAGAAAGGGCCAUAGAACAAGCUAAGAAGGAAGCUGAACGAAAGCAGGAAGAAGAAAGGAUUCGCAUGGAAAAUAUUCUGUCUGGAAAUCCAUUACUGAAUUAUUCGUCAGCAGGACAGAAAAAUGAUAUGAAGGUUAAAAGACGUUGGGAUGAUGAUGUUGUUUUCAAAAAUUGUGCUCGUUCCGAACCUGAGAAGAAAGGCAACACUUUCAUAAAUGAUUCUUUAAGAUCAGAAUUUCAUAAGAAAUUCAUGGAAAAAUAUGUUAAAUAGUGAUUCUAAUUGUAAUUCAUUAAAUUAAGGUUAUUUUAAUAAGUUAGAAUAAAAGUUGACUGUAAAGACAUUCUAACACAACUAGUAGUUUAAAAUAAUUAUGUUAAAAACUUCAUUUUGGAACUUGUGGUGUAAUAUCAUUUAAUAUACAUUUAAACUCAAAUUAGGUAAUGUUCCAUUAAAUAGCAUAAUAGUAAGACAAACAGUACGGUAGUAUAAUGUAAAAUAUAUUUCCCACAAAUUUUGAAUACCUAUUUAAUUUUUGUAAUAUUUAAGUACCUCCUCUCAAUAAGAUAAUAAUGAUGUAAAGUGAGAAAUACAUAUGUUUUAAGAUUUUGUUACAUAAUAAAAUAAAUACUUUAGUA